Messenger RNA from Mastomys coucha (southern multimammate mouse), 1192 nucleotides. RefSeq names its product serpin B9-like. Gene Ontology annotation, molecular function: serine-type endopeptidase inhibitor activity. Lineage: Eukaryota; Metazoa; Chordata; Mammalia; Rodentia; Muridae. The record is from RefSeq and is a predicted model, not a curated record. The transcript has 7 exons. Gene Ontology annotation, biological process: negative regulation of endopeptidase activity. Gene Ontology annotation, cellular component: cytoplasm. Bases 46 to 1176 code for a protein of 376 amino acids.
UUGAACACUGUGCUGUGAGACCACAAACAUUGGAGACUCUGCAUCAUGAAUACUCUGUCUGAAGCGAAUGGCACCUUUGCUAUCCAACUUUUGAAGAUGCUCUGCCAAGACAACCCUUCAGAAAAUGUGUGUUAUUCUCCUGUGAGCAUCUCCUCCGCUCUAGCUAUGGUCCUCUUGGGUGCAAAGGGAAACACUGCAGUCCAGAUAUGUCAGGCUCUUAAAUUAAACACAGAUGAAAAUAUCCAUCGGGGCUUCCAGUUGCUUCUCCAUAACCUAAACAAGAAAAAUAAAAAGUACUGCCUUACAAUGGCCAACAGGCUCUUUGCAGAGAAUGCUUGUGAAUUAAUUCCAACCUUUAAGGAGUCCUGUCGUAAAUUCUAUCACUCAGAGAUGGAGCAGCUUUCCUUUGCUGAAGCUGCGGAGGAGUCCAGGAAACACAUAAACACGUGGGUCUCCAAUCAGACUAAAGGUAAAAUUCCAGACUUAUUGUCAAAAAACUCAGUUGAUUCACAGACCAGGCUGAUUCUCAUCAAUGCCUUAUAUUUCCAAGGAACAUGGCAUAAAUUCUUUGACAAAGACUACACCAAGGAAAUGCCCUUUAAGAUAAACAAGACUGAAACAAAGCCAGUGCAGAUGAUGUGGCAGGAAAACACAUUUUGCCAUGCCUAUGUGAAUGAAAUCCAGGCACAAGUACUGAUGAUGCCCUAUAUGGGCAAGGAGCUGAGUUUCGUGGUCCUGCUCCCGGAUGAGGGUGUGGAUAUCAGCAAGGUGGAAAACAAUCUCACUUUUGAGAAGUUAAUAGCCUGGACCAAACCAGACUUUAUGAAUCACACCGAGGUUUAUGUUUAUCUUCCAAAAUUUCAACUGGAAAAGGAGUGUGAUAUGAAAACACUGUUCCAGAACUUGGGAAUGUUGGAUCUCUUCCAUGAGAGCAAGGCUGACUUAUCAGGAAUGUCUACUGAGGAAGACCUGUGUCUGUCCAAGUUUGUUCACAAGUGUGUGGUAGAGGUCAAUGAAGAAGGAACAGAGGCUGCAGCAGGCUCAGCUGCAGAUAUUGUACCUCUCUGUUCAGAUUCUUAUACCCCAACUUUCUGUGCUGACCACCCCUUCCUUUUCUUCAUCAUGCAUGACAAAACCAACAGCAUUCUGUUCUGUGGCAGGUUCUCAUCUCCAUAAAGACAUAUUUAUUAUG